AUGUCUCUUCUCGACAUGCAGCUUCCUGUUGCCUUUGGCAUAACCCUUCAGAGCCUUUUAACUUGUAUUGCACAAGGGGCCUUAAUCGCGACUGGAUCAGGCUACAUGUCUGUCAUAAUUCCCUUCUGCAUUGUCGCAGUAUGGAUAAUCCAGGCUUUCUACUUGCGUACUUCACGACAGAUUAGACUCCUCGACCUGGAAGCAAAGGCUCCUCUUUACGCCCACUUUAUAGAAACCACAGAGGGUCUAAGUACUGUGCGUGCACUUCAUUGGCAACGCCAGUUUGCAAAUCGAAAUACCGAGCUUCUUGACACAUCCCAGAGACCAUUUUACACCAUGUAUUCCAUUCAGCAGUGGUUGCAAGUUGUGUUGGACCUACUUGUUGCAGGCCUUGCCACCGUUCUGGUUGCACUGGCUGUUUUCGUGACAAAGCAAAGUAGCUCUGGAGCUGUCGGCGUUGCCCUUGUGAACUUGCUUUCAUUCAACUCAACGUUGACAUUGUUGAUCAACAACUGGACACAGCUUGAGACUUCCCUAGGCGCAAUUGCAAGAGUCAAGCAAUUCGUGACUGACCCACAGCUACAACCUAUUGCUAGAAGAGAGAUAACUUGUCCGAAGGGUUGGCCUUGGAAAGGCCGAAUGGAAUUCCGAAGGGUUACUGCCUCAUAUGGGGGGCAUGUUUCCGACCCAGUCGUGAGGGAUAUCUCCUUUACACUGGAGGGCGGACAGAAAAUUGGCAUUUGUGGGCGAACUGGAAGUGGGAAGAGUUCUUUACUUGCUUGUAUAUUCUCUCUCGUGACAAUCACGUCUGGCGAAAUCUACAUCGACGGCAUCGACAUCUCAACCGUUCCCAAAGAGAAGCUCCAUUCUGCAUUAGUCCCAAUAUCUCAAAAUCCCCUAAUACUUCCCGGUUCCGUCCGUGAAAAUAUCUCCUUGGGAAUAUCAUCGGCAAUUGAUGAUUCGGAGAUGAUGUCUGCCCUGGAGGGAGUCGGGCUUUGGAAUCAGAUUCGCGACCAUGGUGGCCUGAGCGCAAACAUCGAUUCAACGAAUCUGUCCAAUGGCCAAAAACAGAUCUUCUGCAUUGCCCGUGCUAUUUUAUCACCUGGUCGAAUUGUCAUCAUGGAUGAGCCUACGGGCGGGUUUGAUGAACACACCGAGAGAUUGGCCACAGAACUUCUUCGUGAGCGGCUGAAAGGACGAACUAUCAUCUCGAUUGCCCAUCAAAUCAAUACUGUGAUGGACUCGGAUUUGGUCAUGGUCAUAGAUCAAGGCACAGUAUCUGAAAUGGGAGCACCGCGAGAACUUUUGCGUAGGAGAGGCAUGUUUUGGCAGUUGUUCCGGGACAUAAAGCGUGUCUAA
Penicillium egyptiacum is the source of this 1359-nucleotide messenger RNA. The record is from the annotation of a GenBank genome assembly. Lineage: Eukaryota; Fungi; Ascomycota; Eurotiomycetes; Eurotiales; Aspergillaceae.